GUCCCGCAAGUUUCUUCCUCCUACCGCGCCUCCUCUCCCCCCGUCCUUGAUAUCUCUUCCCAGCGCGUGCCGUGCCGCGGUCGACCAACAUGGACCGGCGGCGGCUCUGGACGUGGGCAGCUGCCGUCGUCGUCGCUGCUGCUGCUGCGGCUGCGGCGGCGGCGGGCCAUGAGAAGAGGCUGGUGGUGGGCAUGACUCUCGUCCCGGGCGCCGCGUCCACGGGGGCAGUGUGCCUCGACGGGAGCCCGCCGGCGUACCACCUCCACCGCGGCUCCGGCGCGGGCGCCCGCGGCUGGCUGCUCCAGUUCGAGGGCGGCGGCUGGUGCAACGACGCGCCGUCCUGCGCCGCACGAGCCGGCACGCGGCGAGGCUCCACCCGGCUCAUGAGCAAGCUCGAGGUCUUCUCCGGCGUGCUCAGCAACGAUCCGGCCAGGAACCCAGAUUUUUACAACUGGAAUCGGGUGAAGCUGCGGUACUGCGACGGCGGAUCCUUCGCGGGCGAUUCGGAGUUCACAAAUGGCUCUUCAGUCAUCUACAUGAGAGGUCAGAGGAUAUGGGAUGCUAUCAUCGCCGAUCUCCUCACCAAAGGCCUCGCCAAAGCCAAAAAGGUGCUGCUCUCAGGAUGCUCAGCAGGAGGCCUAGCUACAUUCUUCCACUGCGACGACCUCGGGGAGCUUCUCGGGGGCGUCGCCACAGUGAAAUGCAUGAGCGACGCGGGGUUUUUCCUUGAUGUGGAUGACAUUUCCGGCAACAACAGCAUUAGACCUUUCUUUAGCAGCCUAGUUGCUCUGCAGGGAGCUGAGAAGAAUUUGAACAAAGACUGUCUAAAUUCAACACUCAGUCCUUAUCUGUGUUUUUUCCCUCAAUAUGCACUUCAAAACAUUAAAACCCCAUAUUUCAUCUUAAAUUCAGCGUACGAUGUAUAUCAGUUCCAUCACAUCUUUGUGCCUCCUUCGUCUGAUCCUAGGGGUCACUGGAGUCGCUGUAAGGCGGACCCCAGUGCAUGCAGCACAUCACAAAUUGCAACUCUCCAAGGCCUAAGAAGUGCAAUGUUAACAGCACUCAAACCGUUUGAAGGUGAGCCGGAGAUGGGCAUGUUCAUCAAUUCUUGCUUUGCACAUUGCCAGAGCGAGCUGCAGGACACAUGGUUUGCACCGAAUUCCCCAACACUGGACAAUGAGACAAUUGCAGAGCUAGUCGGUGAUUGGUACUUUGAAAGGGGUGCUGCCCAAGAAAUCGACUGCGCAUAUCCCUGCGACUCAACUUGUCACAACAUUAUACCAUCUAAUCAGGUCGGCAUCUAGUGGAUACAAUGUGUUGUGUAGGUUGGUUCAUAGUGUUCUUCAACUCAAUACAAGAAAUAUUGGCAAAAUUUUACAGUGUAUUGCUAAGUUCAUCAUAUAUACUACAAAUAUAUAGAAGAAAUAGCUUGGAUGCCCAGCAUGGAGGUAUCAUGUUUCGGGUUCAAAUCCAUCAUUUCCAUGUCUCUACAUUUGCUUUCUUUGGUCCAUUUUCUUUAAAAAUCAUUCUUUGAUAUUGGGACUGUCUAUUUAACAGUUGACUGAAUUUCAAUCGGUAUUCAUCUUUUUUUA
Molecule: messenger RNA, 1592 nt
Organism: Triticum dicoccoides
Lineage: Eukaryota; Viridiplantae; Streptophyta; Magnoliopsida; Poales; Poaceae
Product: Pectinacetylesterase family protein
Exons: 12
Coding region: 90-1304 (404 amino acids)
Molecular function (GO): hydrolase activity
Source: RefSeq, a predicted model, not a curated record